AUGGGUUCUGCAACGGCUGUUCGGAGACUCAACCUUUUGACUAGGACUAUAGGGACUGGAACUCGGAUUGGAAGUAUGAAGCAUCGUGUUACCGUUAUCGGGUCAGGGAAUUGGUGGGGAUUCUCUCUCUCUCUCUCUCUCUCUCUUUUUCCUCCCCCCUUUCUUCCUUGAUUCCCGUGAGCUAAUUAGGAUGCGGAUAGGGGGAGUGCAAUUGCAAAGAUUGUAGCGGAGAAUACGAAGGCUAAUCCCGAUGCUUUUCACGAGGAGGUCAAGAUGUUUGUUAUCCUGGGAGCCAUCCCUCCCUCCCGCCUUUCCUCGAGUAGUAUGACUGAUCGACUGACUGGUGAUGGUGACGAUGGCAGGUGGGUGUUUGAGGAACAAUACCAGCUCCCGUCCUCGCACCCUCGCUACGACAAGAGCAAGCACUCCGGGCCUCAGAGCCUGACCAGCAUUAUCAACUAUAUUCACGAGAAUCCAAAGUACCUUCCCGGCAUCACUCUCCCCCCGAACCUGUUCGCCACGCCGUCGCUCCCCGACGCCGUAUCCGAGGCAUCGAUCCUGAUUUUCAACGUGCCGCACCAGUUCGUUUCCAGCAUUUGCCGGCAGAUCAACGGGUCCUGCCUGCCCUAUGCUCGAGCCGUUUCCUGCAUCAAGGGUGUGGAUGUCUCGCCGGAUGGGAUUAGCUUGUUCUCGGAUACGAUCGGCCGCAAGCUAGGAAUCUACUGCGGGGCCUUGAGCGGCGCAAACAUCGCUUCCGAGGUGGCGGCAGAAAAAUUCUCCGAGACAACCGUUGCGUACGCUCCCCCGGAGGGCCCUACCGGUGACUUUCCCCAGGGCCUGACGCCAGUCCCCGAGGAGCUCCCCGCCGUCGAUCACGUGCUCCUCAAGACUUUGUUCCACAGGCCGUACUUUCACGUCCGCGUCGUGAGCGACGUUGCCGGUGUCUCCCUCGGAGGAGCUUUGAAGAACAUUGUUGCACUGGCGGCUGGGUUUGUCGACGGCUUGGAGUGGGGUGAUAACGCUAAGGCUGCUGUGAUGCGUGUGGGGCUUCUCGAGAUGCGCAAGUUUGGUAAGAUGUUCUUUAGCCAAUCAUGCAGGAGCGCCACCUUCACGGAGGAGUCGUGCGGUGUCGCCGACCUGAUCACCUCGUGCAAUGGAGGGCGCAAUCACAAGUGCGCCAGGCUUAGCGUGCGCACCGGGAAGAGCAUCGAGACAGUCGAGAGCGAGGAGUUGAACGGACAAAAGUUGCAGGGCACCAUCACGGCCAGGGAGGUCAACGUCUACUUGAAGAACAAGGGACUCGAGGAUGAAUUCCCGCUUUUCACGGCCGUUUACAAGAUUCUCAAUGGGGAGACCAACGUUAGUCAUCUAUCCCUCUCCUACCUCUCCUUUAUCCGCUGGCUAAUUACCAACUCGGUAUGUGAUGCGCAGGUUGAAUCUUUACCCCAGCUGAUAGAAACUGAUUAGCGAUUAUAUGAUACCCGGUGCCAUAAUACAUCGUUGCUUUUUCUUUCUUUUUUUUCUUUUUUUUGCUUCUUUCAUAACUCGUUACGCUAAAACAGUAAUGUGUGAUAGGUGGAAUGGGGUUGUUGGGUUGCUUGGUGGUUUCCUGUAUCCUUUUGUAACGGCUCCAUAUCAGCCCGUUCCGUGCCAUAGCAUACCGGUGGCGCAAGAAGUUCUGGAGGAUGUGUAUAGGCAUCCCCAAAAGGGUUUUUGAGCAAGAGAAAUGGAAAUUUUGAAACCAGGUUUAAAUCG
This is a messenger RNA of Tuber aestivum (summer truffle), 1755 nucleotides long. NCBI's taxonomy places the organism in Eukaryota, Fungi, Ascomycota, Pezizomycetes, Pezizales, Tuberaceae. The record is from the annotation of a GenBank genome assembly.